Penicillium cataractarum is the source of this 2487-nucleotide messenger RNA. RefSeq lists its product as uncharacterized. NCBI's taxonomy places the organism in Eukaryota, Fungi, Ascomycota, Eurotiomycetes, Eurotiales, Aspergillaceae. Bases 1 to 2487 code for a protein of 828 amino acids. The transcript has 2 exons. The record is from RefSeq and is a predicted model, not a curated record.
AUGAGCGCCGACGAAAACGGAGACACCCCAAUGAUGCCGGCGACGAACGGUGAGCCUCACCCCGACUCCUCGGCGACCGCGAUCCCAGGGAAAAGAAAGCGGUCUGCUCAAGAGGAGAACUCGGGUGUCGACUCCAACACAUCCACCACAUCGCGUGAGAGAGCAACUCUUCACGAGAAUCUACGAAGCCUCGUGGGCCUCCUGAUCAAACAUGACACUGAGCUUCAGCUCCUAUCCUGCCCCUUCCCCACGUCCGGAACGAAGCCGCGCACGAAGCGCGCCAAAACCUCGAGUGAUCAAGAGACCACCAACGUACAAAUUCGCGUCGAGUCUGGCCGGUAUACCACGUUACAAGAGUUUCUUGGCGACAUCGAAAAGGCAUCCGCGGCCGUGAUCGAGCGCAACCAGAACCAGCCAAAUGGCACCAAGGCUGAUGGCACACCUUUGACGGAGGUGGUAAACCGCAUCGCAGCCUUCAAGAAGCACAUGAAUAGCAUCGUUGGUCAAUCCUUCGUCAAUCAAACCGAGGUCAAGGCCGAAGCCUCAGAAGACGAGGCCGACCAGUCAGCAGAAGCUCUGGCAUCCAUUCCCGGUGUUCGCGAGGACCGACAAGCCUUGACUUUCUUCGGUGCGAACCCUUCAAACCAAGGACACCCGAAGCAGUUGUUCUCGAGUCUGCAAAAAUCGGUCAAGGUGCCAUUGCAGUCCUCUGAAUCCGAGACGGAACAAUUCGUUGAAGUUCAGGAGCCACUUCGCGAGACCGCCCUUCCUGCCGGCAUCACAUCCACCAAGGUGGUUCCAUACAAUCUCAAUGUCACCAGGCCACAAAAGAGAACAUUCGGUGAAGUUUUUGCCCCCCGCUCGGGUCUGCCACAAAUGCAGCCCCCGCGCACACGAACCCAUCGAAGCUCCUCAGCAUCGUGGAUCGAUCCCUUCGACGCGGUCUUUGAUACGAAGCAUUUCUUGGGCGAUCGCAAUAGCUACUGCCUGACACCCCUACCGGCUAGUCAGUGGCUGCAGUAUGGCGGCGUAACGUCAUCACCCUCAUACUGGUCCCGUGUGGAGAAGCAACACGCCGAGGUAGACAAUGGCCCGAAACACGGCGAUCCUGCACUUUGGACCGGUGAUGACCCUUCUUUGCUGCAAGGUGUCUUUUCGUCAUUUGCCCCGUCGUAUGACAGCUCGGGAGCUGUCCUGCAAGUUGAUACCAAGGACUUGGUGUGGUGGGGAAAGCAAGGCGCGAAGCGCUUGCGGGCUCUGCUCACUCUAUCAGAUGAAGAGGUUGAAACACCAGUGGUACAGCCGGGCAGUAUCGGUGAUCUCGAUGAGAGCACCCUUGAUGAAAUGGUGAAACAGUUCAACCCCGAAGACUUCGCUUAUGACCCCACUCAAGACGACCCCAGCAAAGAGGAUCCUGAAUCCCGAGAGGUUGAGGAGUUGCUUGGCGAAAUUUCUGAUCUGCUGGACACUCUGAGCUCGUAUCAGAAGAUUCGUAAUCUUCAACUUCCCCCUUCGGGAGGCGAGACCUCGGAAUCGAACGAACCCGCUGUUCCCAUGUUCGGCACUGCCGAAACCCCCUCCGACGCCGAGCAAGCUGUCUACGAAACCCUCAGGGCGAGUCUUUUCGCCAUCAUCAACAAUCUCCCUCCAUUUGCGGUUGCGAAGCUCGACGGCGAUCAACUCGCAGAGCUCAACAUCAGCCAAAAGAUUCUCGUCGAGAAUCCGGAUUACACCGGCACCAUGGAGAAGGAUGACUAUACGCUCCAUCAAGAUCGUGCCGCAGCAAUCGCCGCCGCCGCCGCCACGAGUGCUGCUGCCACUACAUCGAAUGCUAUGAACCGUACCUCGACGCCUUCUGGGGCUCGUGCUGGAUACCAACAAACCCCCCAAACGGCAUACAACCAACGUGCUGUCCCACCUAAUCCUCAAAUGUCGCAGCCCCGGCCUGGAUUCCAGGUCCCACAACAAGCUAGACAGCCAUCCGCGGGAGGCUCAUUUACACCUAAUUACACAGCUCGUCCCCCAAGCACCCCUGGGCAACGGCCUGGCUACAUGCCUCAGCAGCUCUCACAACAAGCGAACCCACAACACGGCCAAGUGAGCAACACGCCACAGUUCCAGCGGCCGCCAUCCAAUGGAUACGCGCAAUCUCCACAGCAGUACACUCCGCGACCUGGGCAACCGGCUGCUUACAAUGCCACGCCUCAAGGUCGCACACCUUACGCCAACGCGGGCACUCCUCAGCCAUACCAAAACGCGAACCUCACGCAGUCACAGGCUGCGUACUCGAAUUCAGCUGCCGCCGCAAUUUAUGCGCGCAGCGCCGCUGAGAAGCAGCAAGCUGCAAAGGCUCAGCUUGCCACCCAGCAACGGCAAAGCCCGUCAACCCCACAACCUCAUGGUCUUGAUGCUCGCUCAUCCCACGAGGGUAGCCUUACUCCUGGCAAGCAGAACGGCACCCCCGUUCAAACACCACAGGCAAGCUAA